Messenger RNA from Delphinapterus leucas (beluga whale), 2980 nucleotides. Lineage: Eukaryota; Metazoa; Chordata; Mammalia; Artiodactyla; Monodontidae. The record is from RefSeq and is a predicted model, not a curated record.
UAGAAGUAAAACAAUUCAAAUUUGAUAUUUUUAUAUGAGGAAAUGUUUGAGUUUAUUUUUUCAUAAUUUUUUCAAUUGUAAAACUCUACAUCAAACAUAGGAACAAAUAUUUCAAUUUGAUGUUAAUCAAGAAUAAAAUGCCAUUUUCCAUAUACCAUCAGUUUCAAUAUGACUUAAAAUCUGAUUUUUAUUCCACAAAUAAGCACUUUGGAAAUAUGAUUUGGGGGGUAAAAUAGCUUGAAACACGUGAACUUAUUUUUUUCUCAAGUAAAAUUCUGUGGUAUUGGAUGUAGUGUACAAUACUCACAAUUUCAGGCACAAGGUGUCGCUCUUUACUUGGAGGAAAUAGUUCAUUCAAGGGUUGGUCUGAGCAGCCAGGAACUCCGCAUUUAAAGACUCCAUCAUGCCGGAUGCUACCGUUAAAGGAUCCUUUGAAACUUCUCAAAAAUUCAGUAAGAUUUUUAACCCAAAACUGGAGUCUAUGGUACUGUAAAUGUAAAGAAUCUUAUUUGGGAAGUCAAUGUAUGCAAUGUUCGCGUCUGAAAGAAGGGGAUUGGACACUGGGCGACUGCUGCUGUCGCUUCUGCUUCUCGCAGCCUGGGAGGCGGGCAGCGGCCAGGUCUACUACUCCAUUCCCGAGGAGGCCAAACACGGCACCUUCGUGGGCCGCAUCGCCCAGGACCUGGGGCUGGAGCUGGCGGAGCUGGUGCCGCGCCUGUUCCGGGUGGCGUCCAAAGGCCGCGGGGACCUUCUGGAGGUAAAUCUGCAGAAUGGCAUUUUGUUUGUGAAUUCUCGGAUCGACCGGGAGGAGCUGUGCGGGCGGAGCGCGGAGUGCAACAUCCACCUGGAGGUGAUCGUGGACCGGCCGCUGCAGGUGUUCCAUGUGGAGGUGGAAGUAAAGGAUAUUAACGAUAAUCCACCGGUGUUCUCUCUCAGAGAACAAAAGCUGCUGAUUUCUGAAUCUAAGCAACCUGACUCUCAUUUUCCUCUAGAGGGAGCUUCUGAUGCGGAUAUUGGAGAGAAUGCUCAAUUGACCUACAGACUAAGUCAAAAUGAGCACUUUUCUUUAGAAUUACCAACAAAUAGUAAGCAGACUAAAAGGCUGUCACUUACAUUAAAGAAGUCUCUGGAUAGAGAGAAAACUGCGGAACUUAAUUUACUAUUAACGGCUGCAGACGGCGGGAAACCGGAGCUCACUGGCACUGUUCAUCUCUUCGUCCGCGUCUUGGAUAUUAACGACAAUGAUCCGGAAUUUGAACAAUCAGAAUACAAGGUGAGAUUGAUGGAAAACGCAGCUAAAGAAACUCUUGUGAUAAAGUUAAACGCCACAGAUCAAGAUGAAGGAGUCAACGGGGAGGUGACAUACUCCUUGAUGUCGAUUAAGCCCAAUGGAAAACGUUUAUUUACACUACAUGAAAACAGUGGAGAAGUAAGGGUCAAUGGAACUUUAGACUAUGAAGAAAACAAGGUUUAUGAAAUUGAUGUACAGGCUACAGAUAAGGGGAAUCCCCCAAUGGCAGGUCACUGUACAGUCUGGGUCGAAAUCUUAGAUGCCAAUGAUAACGCCCCUGAAGUCACUGUGACUUCCCUGUCUCUUCCAGUGCGGGAGGACACUCAGCCAAGCACGGUCAUUGCGCUGAUCAGUGUAUCUGAUCGCGACUCUGGUGCCAACGGACAGGUGAUCUGUUCUCUAACGCCCAACGUCCCCUUCAAGAUCAUGUCCACGUUCAAGAACUAUUACUCACUAGUGCUGGACAGCGCCCUGGACCGCGAGAGCAUGUCUGUCUAUAAACUGGUGGUUACAGCGCGGGACGGGGGCUCGCCUUCCCUGUCGGCCACAGCCAGCGUGUCCUGCGGGCGGAGCGCGGAGUGCAGCAUCCACCUGGAGGUGAUCGUGGAUAGGCCGCUGCAGGUGUUUCAUGUGGAGGUGGAGGUGAAGGACAUUAACGACAACCAGCCGGUUUUUCCAAUGGCAGUAAAAAAUUUGUUUAUUUAUGAAUCCCGGCCGCCUGGUUCUCGGAUUCCGCUAGAGGGCGCAUCAGAUGCAGAUAUCGGAGCUAAUUCGCUAUUGACCUACACUCUUAACUCCAAUGAAUAUUUUACCUUGGAUGUUAAAAGAAAUUAUGUGGAAAUUAAAUCCCUUGGACUUGUGCUGAAAAAACUUUUAGAUCGAGAGGUCACUCCUGAGCAUCACUUACUUAUAACAGCAGUUGAUGGUGGGAAACCAGUACUCACUGGUACUAUUCAACUGAAGAUCACCGUUGUAGAUGUAAACGACAAUGCCCCAGAGUUUGAGAGCACGAUCUACAAAGUCAGAUUAUUUGAAAAUGCACCAAACGGUACCCUAGUAGUGACUGUUAACGCCUCUGAUUUGGAUGAAGGGAUAAAUAAGGACAUUGUGUAUUCUUUCAAUACAGACAUGUCAGCAGAUACAUUGUCGAAAUUCCACAUAGACCCUGUUAAUGGAUACAUCAGUGUAAAGGGUAACAUAGAUUUCGAGUUCACUAAGUUAUAUGAAAUCCAGGUAGAAGCAACAGAUAAAGGAAAUCCCCCAAUGGCAGAUCACUGCACGGUUGUAGUGGAAAUUUUGGACACCAACGAUAAUGUACCUGAGUUGGUCGUCAAAUCACUCUCUUUACCUGUAUUAGAAGAUGCUCCACGAGGAACGGUAAUCGCUCUGAUCAGCGUUUCUGACGGCGAUUCCGGUGCCAACGGGCAGGUGACCUGCACCCUGACUCAUCAUGUACCCUUCAAGCUGGUGUCCACCUUCAAGAAUUACUAUUCGCUGAUGCUGGACAGCGCCUUGGAUCGCGAGAGUAUGGCGAACUAUGAGGUGGUGGUGACCGCGAGGGACGGGGGCUCGCCUUCCCUGUCGGCCACAGCCANCGCAGCAGAGGCGGCAGAGGGUGUGCUCUGGGGAGGGGCCGCCCAAGACAGACCUCAUGGCCUUCAGCCCCAGCCUUCCUCCCGGUCUGGAUAG